Molecule: messenger RNA, 366 nt
Organism: Rotaria socialis
Lineage: Eukaryota; Metazoa; Rotifera; Eurotatoria; Philodinida; Philodinidae
Source: the annotation of a GenBank genome assembly
AUGUUUAGCACUUCUCUACUGGAAAUUAAUUUCUCCGAAAAACAUUCAUAUAAUGAAUUGCUCAGGCAAGGCGUAUCUGGUGAACCAUUUGUAUCGAUUAUUAGUCAACUACCUAAACUACGUCGUGCUCGAGAAAGCAAUGGCGUUCUGGACCACUUAUUCGAUCUUAGUGAGAAAUAUGAAAAUUACUUUUUUUUCUCUUUUGGAUCUCGAAUGGGUAUUAUGAUGACUGAGCCAUGCAUGAUUGUUGACAUUGUAGGUCGGUCACAUGCUCAUGCCUAUGUGAAACCAGGUGUGUUCAUUAGUGCUUUUAAACCAUUAAUUGGCUCACAUAAUUUAUUAGUUAGCGAAGGGCAAGAACAUUAA